Molecule: messenger RNA, 1341 nt
Organism: Saccharomyces eubayanus
Lineage: Eukaryota; Fungi; Ascomycota; Saccharomycetes; Saccharomycetales; Saccharomycetaceae
Gene: LYS9
Product: saccharopine dehydrogenase (NADP+, L-glutamate-forming)
Exons: 1
Coding region: 1-1341 (446 amino acids)
Cellular component (GO): cytoplasm
Molecular function (GO): saccharopine dehydrogenase activity
Source: RefSeq, a predicted model, not a curated record
AUGGGUAAGAACGUUUUAUUGCUGGGAUCUGGUUUUGUUGCGCAACCAGUCAUCGACACAUUAGCAGCUAGCAAUGACAUUAGUGUCACCGUCGCAUGCAGAACACUAGCCAAUGCACAAUCUUUGGCCAAGGCCUCUGGCUCCAAGGCUAUUUCUUUGGACGUUACCGAUGAUGCUGCUUUAGAUAAGGUUUUGGCUGACAACGAUGUCGUCAUCUCAUUGAUUCCUUAUAUUUUCCAUCCAAAUGUGGUAAGAAGUGCCAUCAGAACUAAGACCGACGUCGUCACCUCGUCUUACAUCUCCCCUGCAUUGAAAGAAUUGGAACCUGAAAUCAAUAAGGCAGGUAUCACUGUCAUGAACGAAAUAGGGUUGGACCCUGGUAUCGACCAUUUGUAUGCGGUAAAGACUAUAGAUGAGGUUCACAGAGCUGGUGGUAAGUUGAAGUCAUUUUUGUCGUACUGUGGUGGGUUGCCAGCUCCUGAAGAUUCUGAUAACCCAUUGGGAUACAAGUUCUCAUGGUCUUCUAGAGGUGUGUUAUUAGCCUUGAGAAACUCAGCCAAAUACUGGAAAGACGGUGAGAUUGAGACCAUCUCUUCGGAAGAUUUGAUGGCUACUGCUAAACCUUACUUCAUCUACCCUGGUUAUGCGUUUGUCUGUUACCCAAAUAGAGAUUCUACACUUUUCAAAGAGCUAUAUCAUAUUCCUGAAGCUGAAACCGUUAUCAGAGGAACUUUGAGAUUCCAAGGUUUCCCAGAGUUCGUUAAGGCUUUAGUUGACAUGGGUAUGUUGAAGGACGAUGCUAAUGAGAUUUUCAGUAAGCCAAUUGCAUGGAACGAAGCUUUGAGACAAUAUUUGGGUGCCAAGUCUGCUUCUAGAGAAGAUUUGGUUGCCUCCAUUGACUCAAAGACCAACUGGAAAGAUGRUGAAGACAGAGCUAGAAUCCUAUCUGGAUUUGCUUGGUUAGGCUUGUUCUCCGAUGCAAAGACCACUCCAAGAGGUAACCCUCUAGACACUCUUUGUGCACGUCUGGAAGAAUUAAUGCAAUAUGAAGAAGGUGAAAGAGACAUGGUCGUACUACAGCAUAAAUUCGGCAUUGAAUGGGCUGACGGAACUACCGAAACCAGAACAGCUACUUUAGUCGAUUACGGGAAGGUCGGUGGCUACAGUUCCAUGGCUGCAACCGUGGGUUAUCCUGUGGCCAUUGCAACUAAGUUUGUCCUAGAUGGUACAAUCAAAGGUCCAGGUCUAAUAGCACCAUACUCGCCAGAGAUCAACGACCCAAUCAUGAAGGAACUAAAGGACAAGUAUGGUAUUUAUCUAAAGGAAAAAACGGUGGCUUAA